Pogoniulus pusillus (Red-fronted tinkerbird) is the source of this 5393-nucleotide messenger RNA. RefSeq names its product schlafen family member 13-like. Bases 567 to 3533 code for a protein of 988 amino acids. The record is from RefSeq and is a predicted model, not a curated record. The transcript has 4 exons. Lineage: Eukaryota; Metazoa; Chordata; Aves; Piciformes; Lybiidae.
UUGGACUUGAUGAUCUGUGAGGUCUCUUCCAACCUUGGUGAUACUGUGAUUUUGCUGGUGCAGAAGUUUGAGGGGAGGGGAAGGGAAGAGAUUCCUUUCUCCUCCCUGUAAGGAAGAGAUUUUGGGCUCUGAGGGUGGUGAGACACGGACCCAGGAUGCCCAAAGAGGUGGUGGAUACCCCAUCCCUCGAAACAGCUUGGACAGGGCUCUGAGCAAUCUGCUCUGGGUGAAAAUAUGCAAGGGCUUGAGUUUACAAGGGCUCGUAGUGAUAGAAUGGAGGGAAACGGCUUUAAGAUGGAAGAGGGUAGACUUAGACUGGAGAUAAGGAGGAUAUUCUUUAGAGUGAGGGUGGUGAGACACUGGAACAGGUUGCCCGGGCAGGCUGUGGUUGUGUUCAAGGCUGGGCUGAAUGGAGUCUUGAGCAACCUGAUCUAGAAGUUUCAAUCCUACAUGGCAUGGGAAUUUGAACUAGGUGAUCUUUAAGGUCCCUUCCAACCAUUCUGUGACUCUGCAGGAGGGUUGGACUAGAUGACCUUUAAAGGUGCCUCCUAACCCAAAGCUAUUUGAUGCUAAUGAUGAUGAAAUCUUCAUGUGUGACCCUAAGCCAAAGACAGACGGAUUCAUUUCUCACACUGUCAUGUGUAAUCAAGAAGUGGUUGUUAUUAAUUUGUCAUUUCAGGUUCAGGAUGGCCAACCAAGAAGGGGAGCUGCUGGUUAAUUUGAAAACAGACUAUCCUGAUCUGGUGGUAGAUAUUGGGAAAAUAGGAGACAUAUCCAAAAAGCAGACCUCUGACAAAGGGAAGAAACAAAUAAAGAAGCUUUGUACAGCAGUUUGUGCAGUGCUGAACUCAGGAGGAGGAAUAGUGAGGAUGGAGAGUGAAGACGAGAAUUACAGCUUAAGGGCGCACGGCAUCGGUGAUAACAUAGAGAAGAACCUUAGGGAGCUCAUGAAGCCUGCCAGGAUCAGUGAAUACUUAAAGUGGGGGCAGCGGCAGAAUCACUUACUUCUUUUUGUUAAAACAUGGAGCUGUGGGGAUCCAGAGCAGAAAACUGGAGCCGCACUGGGACGUAUCUGUAGCCCGAGCACUGGUUUAUUCUUUCGAUGCAACACUUCGGUUUUCCCUAUGUCUUCAGGUCAUGCUGCUGAAUUUUUGAGGAAGAAAAGAUGGAACAAGGACAGUGAUGAGAAUGGGGCAAGUGCUAAGAAAAUUAGGCUGGAUUUUGAUGGGGGAGCAAGUGACACCUCUCGGAACAUCGAGGAGGACAACAUCCAAGAUGCUGUUGUCUGUUUUUUAAAGAGAGACAGACUGAUGUUUGGGGAGGUCUUGGAUUUCACAGAGACAACACAUAUUGAAUUUAAGAACUUUGCUACAGAGGACAUCGUGAAUUACAUCAAAAGAACCCUGCAAAAAUAUGUCUCUGCCUUUGCAAACACUCAGGGUGGUUGUUUAAUUUUUGGAGUGGAUGAUGAUAGCACUGUCGUUGGAUCCCAUCAUGAAGUGCAGAAAGAAGCUUUAGAAAAAGCAGUGGCUGAUACCAUAGCCUCGAUGCUCAUCCAUCACUUUUGUGGCUCUCGGGCUGGUGUGCAGUUUGAGACCCACAUCCUGGGUGUUUAUGAGGAGACAGGGAGCUUGAAGGGCUACGUGUGUGCUGUGCGAGUUAAGCCCUUCUGCUGCGUUGCUUUUGGUGGUAAACCUGAGUCCUGGAUGGUGACAGGUGACAAGAUCGAAAGACUGAGCUUGAUGAGAUGGAUAGAGCUGAUGACAGAUGCAGACCCAGAUCUUUCAGCUCUGCCUGAUAAAUUUGAGAAUGAGCUCAGCUUGGCAGAUGGUCCUCCUCUUAUCAGACCAGUUUAUUCAAAAGCUGGUCUCCCUUGUGUGUCUGAACUCCAGGAAUCCCUCUACCCAGUGGGUUCUGAUGAAAUCAAAUGGCAGCCAGAAGCCAUCUGCACCGAGCUGUUCUCAGACUAUCCUGGGUUACGUGGUUUAAUGAAAACCCAAAUCCAGUCACGUAAGAAGGGGAUACUGAUCUUUUCAAGGAGUUGGGCUGUUGAGAUUGGAUCACAGAAAACCCAGGAUGUUGUGUGUGAUGCCCUCUUAGUAGCUAAAGAUGCAUACCCAGUAUUGUAUACUGUGGUCAAAGAGGUCUCUCAUGCCGCAUCCGAAUACUCGCGAGACACCGCUCGUGCGUUAAAGCAGAAACUGGUCAACGAUGGGGGGUGUGCUAUAAAGUUGUGUGUGCUUCACCAAGUACUGCACCUGAAUGACAUACAAGAUCAGAUGGAAGUUGAAGACAGUGACAUUCCCCAGCAAGACAACCAGCCAGAACUGCAUAGUAACAGCAGCUUGUACCCAGAGGAUUACACCCUCACCUCCAGCGGCAUCUCUGCCUUCCUGCGUGCGCUUGUGAUUGUUGUCCUGUGCUUUAAGUCCUACUUGAGUGACUAUCUUGGCUGUGAGAUUUUCAACCUUCUCACUCUGAAACAGUAUGAGCUGCUCUCCAAGAACCUGCACAAAACCAGGGAGCUGUUUGUCUUUGGUCUUCCUGGAACAGGGAAAACAAUUGUGGCUUUGAAGAACAUUGAAAGAAUAAGAAACAUUUUUCAGUGUUCUCCAACGGAGAUACUCUAUAUCUGUGAAAAUACUCCCUUGAUGAAGCUUGUGAGAAAUGAGAACUGUCGGUCUGUGACACGUGCUGCCUUCGUCAAGAACACAUUCCCAGACGUGAAAUACAUCAUGGUUGAUGAAGCUCAGAAUUUUCGUUCUGAAGACGACUGGUACCAAUAUGCCCAACAGCUGGUCAAGGAAAAAAAUGGCAUUUUGUGGGUCUUCCUGGAUUUCUUCCAGUCCACUCACCCAUUUGGUUGUGGUCUUAACAUUUCACAGCUCUAUCCUCAGGAGUGGUUGACCAAAGUUGUCCGUAAUGCCAGGCACAUAUACGAUGUCGUGUUUGAGCAGAUGAGGAUAAUCCUCAAGGAGCGUAAGAACGAGGCUGUAAUACCCUAUGAGGUGCUGGAAAGGUUGUUUGGAGAGGCUCAAUGUGCCCAUUCCUUGCCAGGGAGCUGCAUAAUGAAAGAAGAUAUGGAAACAGAAGAAAUGUUAGAUUAUGUGAGCAGGCAGUGCCACAGCUACAUCCAGCAAGGCUACCCCAUGAAAGAUAUCGCAAUCCUGUGCAGUACAUAUGAAGCAGCGGAGAGCUUCAGGGAGAUGUUGAAAAAUAAGCUAAACACACCAGAUGCAAAUAAGAAAUGCAAGGUGAGGUUGGUCUUGGGGCAAGCAGAGAAUGUUUCAGAUGAUGUCAUUGUUAUCGACAGCAUCCGACGCUUCUCAGGCCUGGAAAGGAAGCUUGUGUUUGGCAUCCAUCCUGUGCCUGCACAAGAGGAGGUAGCUUCCAAUCUUUUGCUCUGCCUGGCCUCCAGAGCCAACACCAAACUCCAUGUGCUGUAUCACAAGGAUAAUACAUUCUUAAGAAAUGAUAGUUUGCUCUUACCCAGGACUGUAGAUUCUGGAAUGCUUCACUUGUAUUUUAAGUAGUGGUAUUACAGGGCAGCCUUAAGAGUUGUUCCUUUUUUUAAUGUCCUUUCUGCAAAUCUAUGCAAAAAAAAAAAAUCAGUGAUUUUUAAAAUGCAACUUCAGAGAUCUCUCUAUGUAAUGUGUUUCAUCAUGUGUAGGCAUUUAGGGUGUCAUAAAAGCAGUUUUAAUUAAAGGACAUUGCCACCUGGAGAGAACAAACUGCUGAAGAUGACAGUUGCAGGAGGAAGUCAACAAUUGCAAACAGUUGGAGAUUUGUACUUCCAUAUUCUGAGCUGGAUCAGUGCUACCACUGCAGCUACCAGUGGGUAGGAAGCACAGCAGGAGCCAUCCUUAUUUACAUUCUUACUGGUACAAAUACUUCAAACUCUGCUCUUUUUUUUUUUUCAAAGGUGGGGAGAUUUUUGUCAGUUUUCAGCCAAAUCAUCUCUUUCCUCAUCCAAAAAAAAGACAGAGCCACAGCUUGCUUUUGGGAGUGGUGGUGACCACCUUUACCUCUGCUGGGAGUGGGUUUGUGGUCACAUUGAGUGAUCCUAAAUGCAGGUUUCUGCCCAUGGAGGCAGUUCUGGCCCCAGCAGGGCAGUCCCAAACCUCUCAUAAGCAGCCUUGGGUGUGCAACAGUGGAACGAGUUGGGAGCCCCAGGGUUGGAGUUUUAUUUGAAGUCUUUAGCUUUGGUGAGCUCCACCUUGUCACACAGUUGUGCAGGUUCUGGUGCUGGCAUGAAGGGAAGCAGAAAUCUGUUUCCUGGAGGAGACAGUGCAAGAUCACAGAAUGGCUGAAGUGGGAAGAGACCUCUGAGCAUCUUCUCUAGACCCCUGAUCAAUUAGGGACUCUUGCCCAGUGUCAUGGUCAGAGGGCUUUUGAGUAUCUCCAUUGGCUCUAGGCAACCUGUGCCAAUGCUCAGUCACCCUCACAGCAGAAAGCUGCUUCCUGAUGCUGAGAGAACUCCUGUGUUUCCAGUUGUGCCUGUGGCCUCUGCUGCUGUCACAGGGGACCACUGGACAGCUUGGAUCUGUCCUCUUGGCACCUUCCCUUUGGAUAUUGAAACACACUGAUGAGAUCUGCCUGAGCCUUCUCUCCUCCAGGCUGAGCCAUAGCAGCUCUCUCAGCCUUUUCUCACCGGAGAGAUGUUCCAAUCCUUUCAUCAUCUUCUUCAUGGCCCUCCCUUGUAUUCUCUCCAUGUCCAUGUCUGUUCUGUACCGGGGAGCCCAGAACAAGCCACAGUGCUCCAGUUGUGACCUCACCAGUACUGAAUAGAGGAGAAGGACCCUCUCAUCAGUAGUGUUUUUUGGCCGUGAGGGCACUUUGCUAGCUCAAGCUCAACCUGGUGUCCACCAGGAUCCUCAGCAUUUGCAUCCUCUCAAGCUGUUUAGAAACCAGAGCAAGGCACCAGGACACCUUCAUUCUAUCUGGGACUAUCGAAGUCAAAGAGCAGUUGCAAUCGGGCCUGUGUGUUGGCAACCCAGUUCACACUGCUGUGUCAAAUUAGAACAUAAGCAGUAUGGCUCCUCAGACUUGGACUUUGUAAAAUUCUGAUGGGGAUCUACCCCAUAAUUACAUCUUUUUUUUUUUCCCUGCCUCAGAUACCAACUGUUUGCUGCCAGAGCUUUGCCAAUGUUUGUCUGGCAACACGGUUCCUGUUAUUGCCUACUGUGAUAUUAGAGUUCUUUUUAAAGUGAGGGAAUAGUGAUGUGAUAAUGUCAGAUUUUACUGGGGGGGGGGAACAUAUAUCCGUUUAUUCCUUCUCACUGUGACUCCUGUGCAGUCAUGUCAGCUUUCUGCUUUUCUAUCACCUGGAUGAUCUUGGAGGUCUCUUCCAACCUGGUUGAUUCUAUGAUUCUAUAAUAAAUGUCUUUCCCUGA